AUGUCCUUAUCGUUUCAAUUGGUUACACGUGUCAAAGGAGCACUGUACGAGUUGGUUACUAAUCAAACAACAAUUUUUGGAAGAAAAUUCUUCACAGUUUACGAAAAUCUUCCAUAUGCAGCUUUUCUCAACAUUCCUUAUGCAGUAUCGCCAUUAUCUGACUUAAGAUUUAAGCCUCCAAAAGGACCGCAUAUAAUGCAUAAAGGGGGCAUUUACGAUUUCAGUAAAGAAAACAUUGCCUCAAGUGUUGUUCUAAAUGAAGAUUUAACUUUGUCCGUGUAUAUGCCAAUUUCCAAUGAAAAGAUCAAAAGUUUUCCAAUUGCCGUGUGGGUGUAUGAAGGUUCUUAUGAGCAUGGACCUGAUUUUUUAAUCGAAGAAAACAUUUUAGUCGUAGUAGUAAAUUUUCGGAUUUCAAUAUUGGGUUUUUUGAAUACAGAUGAUGAAUUUGCCAAAGGAAACAUGGGAGCUAAAGAUGUAUUGAUGUGUUUAAAAUGGAUAAGGUCGAACAUAUAUUUAUUCCAUGGAGAUAUAAAUAAAGUUACAGUAAUAGGAUCAGGUGAUGGAGCUUAUGUUGUAUCAUCUCUGUUGGUGUCCAGUGCUGCUGAAGAUCUAUUUAAAAGAGUAAUUAUUCAUGGCGGUAGUGCUCUGUCACCGGUAGAUUAUGGGAAUCAUAAUCUCAAAGUUAUCAAUAAAUUGUACCAACGAUUGUAUGGGAAUACAAACAUAAUUAACAAAGAAAAACUAUAUGGGUAUCUCAGCAAAGCGCCUGUCGAAACAUUGAUGGCAAUAUCUCAUGAUCUUUUCGAUAGUACCGAAAUACGAGACAGACAACGACUAACAAGAGCGUUUGGGUGUACUGUUGAAAAUGAUAAAAAGAGCUCGUUUAUUUAUGAACAUCCCUUAGAGGUAUAUCAUAGAAAAUUUGCCAAUUAUGACGUAGAUGUUAUGUUUGGAUAUUGUAACUAUGAUGCAUUAUUAAAAUUAAAACAUUUUAUUAACAGAAGAAUACUUUUAAAAUAUUUAAAUUUCAAUUUUCAAUACCUCUUACCAUUCUUUGGAGAUUCGGAUGAGUAUGAUUCAAAGAGAUACAAAAAUAUUCUAAAGAGAAUAAAGGAUUUUUACUUCAUAAAUGGUACAAUAACAAAGCAUAGUUUAAGACGUUAUGUUAAGUACCAUACUGACCAAGUUGUUUAUCCUUUGGUCCGACAAGCACGACUACAGAGCAUACAAUCUAAAGAUGUAUACUUAUAUAGAUUUUCUUACAAUGGUUGCUUUAAUGUUAAAUGGAAAAAACCUACACCAAACAUCUUCUUCAAUAGUACACUUGAAGGAUUACUUUGGGAGCCUUUACGCGUUAACCAAACAAUAAAGGUUCUGAGUAUGGAUAAAACUUUCAAAAUGGUAAACUUGUCUGAACAAAAAAGAAUUGACUUUUGGGACAAACUAAAGCAAGAUUUAUUUGAAGACAAUGCAUGA
This is a messenger RNA of Papilio machaon (common yellow swallowtail), 1476 nucleotides long. RefSeq names its product venom carboxylesterase-6-like. NCBI's taxonomy places the organism in Eukaryota, Metazoa, Arthropoda, Insecta, Lepidoptera, Papilionidae. The transcript has 4 exons. The record is from RefSeq and is a predicted model, not a curated record. Bases 1 to 1476 code for a protein of 491 amino acids.